Molecule: messenger RNA, 426 nt
Organism: Prorocentrum cordatum
Lineage: Eukaryota; Dinophyceae; Prorocentrales; Prorocentraceae
Source: the annotation of a GenBank genome assembly
AUGCCGCCCUGGGAUGUGGACGCCUCGCUCCAGGGCGCUCAUCCGGAGCGCCGCCGGAGCGCCCUGGGACGCUCUGGCGCGGUCGCGGCGCCCGCCCACGACCUCGGGCAUACCCGGCGGCUCUCGUCGGAUGUUCCCGGCAGGGGCGCCUCGCUGGACCUGGCCUCCAGCUGCGGCCUGGACCUGGCCGCCGUCGGCGCGAAGCUCUCCGCCCCCGCCCUGUCCUUCGACUGCGGGCAGGGCGCGGCGCCCUGGGCGGAGGAGGAGGAGGAGGGCGCGGCGCAGGCGGCAGGCCUGGAGGUCUGCGCCCCGCGGGACGCCAAGGCCCGCAGCCUCAUGAACUCCUCGCUGCGGCAGCAGAUCUCCUCCGUCAGGGUCCGGCAGAUGCUGCAGCGCGGCUGCGCCCCGAGGGCCGCGGGCGCGUAG